This is a messenger RNA of Eublepharis macularius, 2355 nucleotides long. Its product is annotated as vomeronasal type-2 receptor 26-like. The record is from RefSeq and is a predicted model, not a curated record. Gene Ontology annotation, molecular function: G protein-coupled receptor activity. Bases 1 to 2355 code for a protein of 784 amino acids. Gene Ontology annotation, biological process: G protein-coupled receptor signaling pathway. Gene Ontology annotation, cellular component: membrane. The transcript is spliced from 6 exons. Lineage: Eukaryota; Metazoa; Chordata; Lepidosauria; Squamata; Eublepharidae.
AUGGGGAGUAAAAAGAAGAGUUUGGCAAGGAAGAACUAUCAACAUGUUCUCGCCUUCAUUUUUACUGUUGAUGAGAUCAACAAAGAUCCAAACCUCUUACCUAAUAUCACACUGGGCUUCCGCAUUUACGACAGCCUCUUACAAGGAAGAUCAAAUUAUGAUAUCGCUCUGUCCCUGCUGUCCACACAAAAUGCAAACAUCCCUAAUUUCAAUUGUGGAAAGCAAUACAAGAUGUCAGCAGUUGUCGGGGGACUUAGCUCUGAAGCGUCCAUCCAGGUGGCUACCAUCUUAGAGCUCUACAAGAUCCCCCAGCUCACUUAUGUUCCUGUUCAUCCAUCACUGACUAAUAAAAUUAAGAUUCCUUUUUUUUACCAAAUGGUUCCAAAUGAAGCCAUGCAGUUUGAAGGAAUAGUGCAGUUGAUAAGAUAUUUCAAAUGGACAUGGAUCGGCCUUGUUGUUUCAGAUAAUGACAGCGGAGAAGAGUUUGCACAAACUUUUACCCCACUGCUCAGUAAGAAUGGGAUUUGUGUUGCCUUCACAGAGAAAGCCCCGAUACUCUUGCUCACAAACUUUAAUGGCUCUACCACAAAUAUAUUUUCGAAGGGAAACAUUUUACAAACAAUGUUUGCAACAAAAGCCAAUGUGAUUGUUGCAUAUGGGGAUAUUUUUUCCAUGCAUGGUUUACAGAUGGUGUUACACACAUAUGAAGUAAUGACAAAGAAAAGUAUAGAGAAGAUUUGGAUCACAACAGCCCAGUGGGACUUAUCUUCACGGACUGUUCGAGGAGAUUGGAAUGCCAGAUUUUUCCAUGGUUCCUUGUCUAUAACAAACCACAGAAAUGAUAUACCAGGAUUUCGGAGGUUCCUGCAGGCAUUUAAACUUUAUCAGUUCCCAACCAUUUUAAUGCAAUGGUUCUGGAAUACUGUAUUUUGCUGUAAAUGCCCAAAUUCUCGUACCCCUACCAUAAACAUAAGAACAUGUACAGGAGAGGAAAAGCUGGAGAGUCUUGCUGAGGAUGUGUUUGAAUUGCACAUGUCUGGCCAGAGCUACAGCAUCUACAAUGCAAUCUAUGCCAUUGCACAUGCUUUGCAUGCUAUUGAUUUGUUCAGAUACAGUACAAUUUUAAGAAAUCUCAAGGUGGACCUUCAUACAAAACAGCCCUGGGAGCUCCACCCAUUUUUGCAAAAACUACAUUUCAACAACAGUAUUGGGGAGGAGGUAUAUUUCAAUGAAGACCAGGAAUUGUCUAUGGGAUAUGACAUUGUAAACUGGGUCAGUUUCCCUAAUAAGUCCUUCAUGCCACUGAGAGUUGGAAUGACAUUGCCCCAUUCCUUGUGCACAGAGAGAUGCCAUCCUGGAAACAGCAGGAAAGUCCAUGAAGGAGAAACUUCAUCUUGCUGCUAUGAUUGUUCCCAGUGCCCAGGAGGGACAAUUUCAAACCAGACUGAUGCGUAUCAAUGUGUCAUGUGCCCAGAAGAUGAGCAUCCAAAUGAGAAUCAAAACAGAUGUAUCCCUAAAGUCAUAACUUUUCUUGCCUAUGAUGAACCAUUAGGAAUUAGCUUGGCUUCAGUUUCUCUCUCCUUUGCCCUACUUACCAUAAUGGUGCUUGGAACCUUUGUUAAAUAUGGAAACACACCCAUUGUCAGAGCCAACAACCAGGAUCUUACCUACUUACUCCUAAUUUCCCUAUUAUUUUGUUUUGUUUGCACCUUCUUGUUCAUUGGACAACCCAGCAAGGUGACCUGCUUUAUUCGACAGGCUGCUUUUGGCAUCAUCUUUUCUUUUGCACUUUCUUGUGUGUUGGCCAAAACCAUCACAGUGGUUCUGGCAUUCAUGGCCACAAGCCCAGGAAACACAAUAAGGAAAUGGUUGAGGAAAAGUCUGGCCAGUUAUAUUAUCCUUAUUGGCUCUCUUAUUCAGGUUGGCAUCUGUACGGUCUGGCUCAGUACUACUUCCCCAUUCCCAGCCCUUAACAAGUUCGCAGAGUCUGGAGAGAUCAUUGUGGAAUGCAAUGAGGGCUCAAGUACCAUGUUUUACAUUGUUUUUGGUUACAUGGGCUUUCAGGCCAGUGUUAGCUUCAUGGUGGCCUUCCUAGCCAGGAAGCUGCCUGACACUUUCAAUGAGGCCAAGUUCAUCACCUUCAGCAUGCUGGUGUUCUGCAGUGUCUGGGUCUCCUUUCUUCCAACCUACCUGAGCACCAAGGGGAAACACAUGGUGGCUGUGGAAAUCUUCUCUAUUUUGGCUUCCAGCUCUGGGUUGCUAAGUUUCAUUUUUGCUCCAAAAAUGUACAUUAUUUUGCUGAGGCCAAAAAUGAACACCAAGGAACACUUCUUAAAGAAAAAAAUAAUUAUAUAA